GAUCGGAAUAUUGCAAGUACGAAAGUCUAUUAGAUUUAUUUUUUUAUUGUGAUAAGAUGUUUUCAUAUUUGCAAAGGCAACGUGUCAACCUUCAGCUUUUACAAGAAUCAUCAUGUAGAGAAUUGGUGCAUUUACUAGAGAAAAUAGAGGGUAACAAGGCAAUUGUGUUAGAUGAUGCCUUACUAGGUCCUAUUGGCUUAAUAGCUUCACCAAGUCUCUUCUCAGAUAGAGGAAUUAAAUUAUUGAAAUUGGAUAAGGAAACUCGUUUCCCUAGAGAUGCAACGAAUAUCAUUUAUAUUAUUCGAACUCAAAUAAAACUUAUGGAUAUCAUAGUCAGUCAUGUGUUGCGCACUAAGGAAAAAGGUCGGCUAUUUCAUAUUUUCUUUGUGCCAAGACGUUCGUGUUUAUGUAUUAAACAUUUGGAAAAUAAGAACGUCUAUGGAAGUUUUGGACAAUUGGAAGAAUUACCUUGGAAUUUUUAUCCACUCGAUUUUGAUAUUUUGUCUAUGGAAAAUGCUACAACUUUUCGCGACAUCGCGGUUGAUGGUGAUCCUACAGUAUUGUAUCAGGCGGCCAUUGGCCUAGUGCAAUUGCAACGCAUUUAUGGGCGUAUACCGAAAAUUUACGGUAAGGGUAGCAUGUCGCAAGGCGUAUGGGAUCGAGCAAAACAAUUAGGAGCUGAAGAGAAAUUACUUUUCAAUGGCGAGAAAGGCAUUAUUGAUCAAAUAAUCCUGUUCGAUCGUUCCAUCGAUUUUUUAAGUACAUUUGCUACACAACUUACCUAUGAAGGACUUAUCGAUGAAUUUUAUGGCAUACGACACAAUCAAUUAACUUUACCAGCUGAAUUGUUCGCAAAUCGUGGUGAAGACGAUGUUUCCCCUGCACAUUUGACCGCGGAAAAGAAGACUAUUAUACUCAAUUCAGGAGAAAAAUUAUAUGCAGAAUUGCGCAAUAAAAAUUUCAACGAAGUAGGUAGAAUAUUAGCUCGCAACGCCAAAGAGAUUAGUGCUCAAAUGAAUGCCAGUACUCAAGACAAAUCGGUACAUGAUAUGAAAUUGUUGGUUGAUAAAUUGCCUGUUCUACUCGCUCAAAAGCAAUCAGUGGCCGUUCACACAACUAUUGGCGAAAUUAUACGGAAGCGUUUAGACGCUUAUGAAUUUACAGAUGAUCUGACAGCCGAACAAGAGUUCAUGAUGUGUGAAGAUAUCGAAAGGCCCAGUACUUAUAUAGAAGAUUUGAUGGCAAAAAAAUCUGAAUUGAAAAGUGUAUUAAGAUUAAUAUGCAUGCAAUGUGCAGCCGCUUCCGGUUUUAAAGAGAAGGUUUUGAAUUACUAUAAACGUGAGUUAGCUCAUGUGUAUGGUUUGGAAGUGCUCCUAAAAGUUAGCAAUUUGGAAAAAGCUGGCGUUUUAUAUACACAAAGCGAAUCCCGGGCUUAUGCAGUACUACGUAAAACGCUAAAUUUGACGGUUGACGACGCUGUGGAAAUCGAACCAAAAGAUAUUAGUUACGUUCACAGUUUCUAUGCUCCACUUACAGCACGUAUUGUAGAGCUUUCGUUGAAACCUCUAGGCUGGCAAUCAUUAAAAAGUCAAAUUAACAAUUUGCCUGGACCAACAUUUGAAGAUUUUCAAGCGCAACUAAUCGGCAUUGGCGGCCGUCAUACAUCAACGCCCAGCGAAGGUUCUUCUCUAAACAUUCCUCGUGUUGUCUUGGUAUUUUUUGUCGGUGGUUGCACUUUUGCCGAAAUCGCUGCUUUACGUUUUCUUGCUUGCCAAGAGGAUAACAAUGUCGAAUUUGUUAUAGCCACCACAAAAGUAAUUAAUAAGUAUACAUUUUUAGAUAAUUUAACGUAAAGUAACAUAAAAAGCCUUUACUCUUUCUAUAAUAUUUUUGUAUUUUAAGAUAAAUUUCAUUUAUAUAUA
Messenger RNA from Glossina fuscipes, 1922 nucleotides. RefSeq names its product vacuolar protein sorting-associated protein 33A (gene car). The coding region runs from base 57 to 1853 and encodes 598 amino acids. Lineage: Eukaryota; Metazoa; Arthropoda; Insecta; Diptera; Glossinidae. The record is from RefSeq and is a predicted model, not a curated record. Gene Ontology annotation, cellular component: lysosome; CORVET complex. Gene Ontology annotation, biological process: vesicle-mediated transport; intracellular protein transport. The transcript is spliced from 3 exons.